This is a messenger RNA of Macroventuria anomochaeta, 1220 nucleotides long. RefSeq lists its product as uncharacterized. Lineage: Eukaryota; Fungi; Ascomycota; Dothideomycetes; Pleosporales; Didymellaceae. Gene Ontology annotation, molecular function: ubiquitin-protein transferase activity. Gene Ontology annotation, cellular component: Smc5-Smc6 complex; nucleus. Bases 156 to 1142 code for a protein of 328 amino acids. The record is from RefSeq and is a predicted model, not a curated record. The transcript is spliced from 2 exons. Gene Ontology annotation, biological process: DNA damage tolerance; double-strand break repair via homologous recombination.
UGUAGGAUGCACCUUCCACAAAGAGUCGUCGUUCUUGCACGUGUUGACGCGACGACGCGCCUGCCAAAUUUCCCCGCGCAACGCGUACCUUCCAACUUCAACCCCACACACUCUGGAUUCUACACCCACGCAUCCCACCACAUCUUACAAUCAACAUGUCGCGGGGCGAAACACCGUUGGUGCGCGACGUACCAGACGAGGAAGACUAUACCUACGUUCAUCGCGUGUUUCUUCAGUCGUUCUUCACACAUGGCGUACUGACAAUAGACGAGAUCAAGCCCGUUCUCGCAGCCAUCAUGACCGCACACAAUCCUGACCGGCCCUUCCCAGAAGGCGACGUGACCCAGUCCGGCUUUAUAACCCCAAUAAUUCAAACCAUCAACGCGAAACUCGAGCCCUACGACUUCGAAAUCCGGCACGCACGCAACCAGCAAACCAAAGAAACAACCUACGCCCUCGUAAACAAGACCUCCGACUCCAUGACCCAGCUCGCAACCCGCUUCACCGCAAACGAAAUAGCAUACAUCCGGCGCCUGCUAGAUGCCAUGUUCGAAACAAACAACACACCCACACGCGAAAUUAUGGCGAUAAAGCCAAUGGACGCCUCGCAACUCGCGCGCCCACGGCGAAACCGGCAAUCGCAAGCCGCCAGCAUGGUCGACGAAGACGUACAAUUGCAAGCCGCAGACACGGGCAUAACAAUAGGCGAAGCCGACGCGGUCCUCGACGCUCUGCUUGCAGACAACUUCCUGCAACUUUCGCGCUCCAAAUACUACUCCCUUGCGCCCCGCGCGUUGAUGGAACUGCACUCCUACCUCAAGGAGACGUACAAUGAGACCGCUGAAGACGAAGAUGAUGAGCCGAUGAUCAGGAUAAGGGAUUGUGAGGGGUGUAGAGAGAUUGUGACGUUUGGGAUUCGGUGUAAUAAUCGCGAAUGUGGAGUGAGGUGGCAUGAUCGGUGUGCGAAUCAGUAUUAUAGUGGGAGGAGCGCGGAGGGGAAGAAGUGUCCGAAAUGUAGGACAGUGUGUGGUGGGAAUGUGUAUGUGGGGGAGAGGGCGGAUAGGGUGCCGCAGAGAAAUAGCUCGGGCGGUGGGGCAAGUAGGGAUGAACAGAUGGAUGAGGAUGAAGACGAGGACGAGUGAUUUGAUACCCAGUAGAAGUCGGAAAAGGUGAGAUUCGUGAUCGUGUUCAUGAUGUAGCGGAUAUGUAAUACAGCCAUC